AUGAGAUAUUUUUGGCUUACAUUCUGUAUAGUAGGUGUGGUACGUUCGACCCCCAUUGGUAACACAGAGACGCAGCAGGGACUAAUUGCCGAGAACGAGAAUACGAAUACAACACAUAAGUCCGGUAUCGUAGAGAUUGUAGAUUCUUCUUCCAGCCAUAAUGUGGACGGUUCCUACAGUUUCCACUAUCGCGGAGCAGACGGAACCUUUCGUGAAGAGACGGCUGUUGUUAAAAACCCUGGCACUGAACAUCAACAUCUUGAAAUCACAGGGGCCUAUUCUUUUUUUGAUGCCGAUGGCAAAGAAGUAGUGGUCCACUACACAGCUGGGGAUCAGGGUUUCGUUCCUGAGGGUAACAACAUUCCGGAAGAGAUUUCGGCAGCAGCUAAAGCCAAUAGUGAAAUACCAGCAUCAACAACCAUAGUUGAAGAGCCUAAAAGUUCUGACGACUCUGAAGAGGAUGACAUGUUCCGAGAAACUGCACAGAUAAAUAUGGUACACUAG
Molecule: messenger RNA, 504 nt
Organism: Musca vetustissima
Lineage: Eukaryota; Metazoa; Arthropoda; Insecta; Diptera; Muscidae
Gene: Cpr78E
Product: flexible cuticle protein 12
Exons: 2
Coding region: 1-504 (167 amino acids)
Cellular component (GO): chitin-based extracellular matrix
Molecular function (GO): structural constituent of chitin-based larval cuticle
Source: RefSeq, a predicted model, not a curated record